Messenger RNA from Procambarus clarkii (red swamp crayfish), 2644 nucleotides. The record is from RefSeq and is a predicted model, not a curated record. Lineage: Eukaryota; Metazoa; Arthropoda; Malacostraca; Decapoda; Cambaridae.
AAUAAUGAUAAUAAUUUACUUAGUUAAAAGUACAUACAUACUAACAUUAGGAUACAAGAACAAUGGAGAAUUCCUAAGGAAGACAAUGCCUAAAGCCACUAAUUCGUAGAGCAUUUUGGGCAUAAUGUGGAACAAAGCAGUGAACAAUAUAGAAGCCCAUUGGGGGGUAAUUUAAAACUAAAUGAGAUCACAAACAUUAAUGAAUUGAAGUUGAAAAAUAUUAAGACACGCGUAUCUAUCAGGAAAAUUUACACGCCAUCACUACCAAGAAUCUCAGUCGAUUAAGGCAGUGUCUGGGAUGCUCCCGGACGCAGGUUCGAAUCCUUGUCACGGCCCUGGUGGAUUUGCUUACCAACAACCAUUGCAACAAACAACCCCCCACUACCAAAACAACCACCACUAGCAUCAACCACCAACUAGUAAUGAGUUUGAUGGUUGUAGUGCGACUGUGGUGCCUAAUAGGCACUCUACUCAUUACAACUCGGCUAAUAAUAGGCACUCGGCACCCACUCGUCAGAGACAGCUUCCCCAUCAAGUGGAGAAUGAUCGCAGAGGAUCGCUCGCUACACCCGGUUAACAUGACGGCCUUACGUGUCAUGCAAGACCUGGAGGCGGCCAUGUUUCAGGUCCGCGUUGAGAUCAACAAACACACCAUUCAGGUCUACAGAGACACAACUAUGGUGUACGAGAAGCAGGGUGUGACGCCGCAGGGGUCCCCGGGCCACGCCGGGGUGCACGUGGUGGUCCUGGAGGCAGCUGGGGGCGGCGGCGGCCACGCCCUACUCUCCAGACACUUCCUCACACACCAGCCGGCCGAGCACCGCAACCUGGCCUCCUGCCUCCUCUCCCUCAUGCCCGGCCGAGUCCUCGUCGUCGCUGCCGUGCCGGACGCGGUAACCUUCCUGGGCCAAGAGGCGGUGCAGGAACUGGAAGUAAUGGGUUCCUCUAUGAUCCGCAACCUGGCCACCUUCGAGGCCUGGGCUAUGGUGGCCACCACCCCGACCUCUCCCGCAGUACCUUCCGCCCUCCACACGUCCAUGGUCGCCAACCUCUCCUCCGACGCCUACGUUUUAUCCACUAAUCACCAUCGCCCGCAAUUAUCCACCAACAAUGAGCAGAUGUGGCGAGGGCGGGUGUGGGCCGAGGCUGCUGCCAUUAUCCACACACCUGACAGCUUUGUGAGUGGACCACUACACCUGCACACACAUGUGCCUAGUACACAAGGCGUGUGGUGCAGCUGGCAUGAGGACCCGACGAUGCAAGAGCAACGGGACUUCUGCAACACCUACGACGGCUACCGGACGUUGUGUUCCUGCAGCCUGCCUCUCACACCCUCCCUCAGGCACUCUGCCCCGGAGAUCAAGAUGAAUGAGGUCAUACCAGUGGCCAUGCUCACUGCUGUUAAGCCCUUCAAUUUCUACAGGCAGCUGGUGAACCUGCUGGGGACGCCCGGGGCCGCCCAGACGCCCAUCCUGGUGCUGGUAGACGGCCCCAACACUGAGAUCAUCAGGCUGGCUCGUCUCUUUGGGCUGGAGGUGUUGGUGCACCAGCCCCAGGGUGAGCCAGGCUCCGCUACGCUUCUCAACAUGCACUUCAGGUUCUCCGUCCACAAUGUCUUCAAUUACUUCCCCGAGGUGGACAAGGCCAUCAUCUUGGAGGACGACCUCCUGCUCUCACCUGACUUCCUCUCUUUCUUCCAGCAGACAGCCUGGCUGCUGGACGCCGACCCGACCAUCUUCUGCGUGAAUGCCUUCUCCGUCAACAGUUACCCAGAGGUGGCUCACGACCCGACGGUCCUGCGCCGCUUGGACAUGUUUCCUCAGUUCGGCUGGAUGGUCACCCGUCGCUGGGCCAGAGACCAGUACCAGGCUUGGAUUCCUGAAGAGGAGACCGCUGAUUGGGACUGGUGGCUAUUCUCCCAACACUCCCUACAGGGGCGCCACGCCCUCGUCCCGGAAAUAGGGCGGACCUUCCACGCUGGGGCGGCCGGCGCCCACGUCACAGGCUGGGCGCAGGAACAUAUGUUCAGUCACAUGAUAUACAAUCACGACCCAAAUGUUAAGCUCAAAGGACUGGAGGACUUGACACUGGAGCGGUACGAGGCCAAGUUCAAGCGUGAGAUACUGGAGGCUGAGGACUUGAAGGAUGUCCUCCACCCUUGCUCACGUCCCUUCCUUCCUCAGGACAAGGCUGGACCCUUCAGACUGUUCGUGUUGUCGGAGACCCAGAGCGACGAGUAUGACUCUUAUUAUAUCAUGCAGAUUUGCCUUCACGGCUACAGUGACGACAGCAGAGAGAAAUACAACGGUGUGGUUCGUUUUAAUCUAGAAGGUCGUGUUCUCUACAUAAUUGGUUGUCCGGCCUCCCCUUACUGCACGCUGUUCCCUGAAGGCAUAGCAAUCAUCAAGCCGAGUCCUGAACUUGUACAGUCAGCUGAGGACGACCUGCUCAAGUGGCAGACGCGGAACUAUCCACCAUAUUAUCUUCAGCGCUCCGUCGGGCGCUAUCCCGCCCAAGAGUUUCUGAUGGAGAACCUUGUUUACAACUACUGGAACGGCACUCUAGUGUACAUGUAGCAUCUAUUAUAUUCAAUAGUUCCAGCAACCUGGUGGUAUUUUAUAUAAUAAUAAUAAUAAUAAUAAUA